This is a messenger RNA of Paramuricea clavata, 1555 nucleotides long. NCBI's taxonomy places the organism in Eukaryota, Metazoa, Cnidaria, Anthozoa, Malacalcyonacea, Plexauridae. The record is from the annotation of a GenBank genome assembly.
AUGAGCACGAUCUCGGAUGACGAUGAUGGCGUUCCGAUUUCUCCAAACUUUCCUCGGUGUACAGAUGUUACAGAUGAAUGCAACGAAUCGUCGCUAGAGGCAUCCAACCCAAAGAGACAAAAGUUGGAAGGCAACCAUUUUGAACUAGUUCAACAAAAAUUUCUUGAGAGAAAUGAGAUCAGAAAAUCGCCACUGCCUUACAUUGGAAUGAUUGCAGAAGCCAUUAAUUCAAGUCCUGACAAAAAGAUGGUAUUAUCGGAAAUAUACGCGUACAUGGAGCAGCAUUUCUUUCAAUACCUUUCCGGGAAACCUAGAUGGCGAAAUACGGUGAGACAUAACCUGUCGUUUCACAAUUGUUUUGUGAAAUGCGAGUGCUCGCGUCGAGGAAACCGUAGUCACUUUUGGAGCAUCCAUCCGGAAUAUAUCGAACAAUUCAAACGCGGUAACUUCACCAAAACGUUGAGUCCACCACGAGAGCAAAUAAACGUGAGCCCCUAUGCACCAGAGCAGCAGAUAUUAUGUAGAAAUUCACAUGAGAAUUAUCAUCGGUUCUUGCCAAAUUCAGGAUAUGAGAACUAUCUUCAUUAUGAUACUAUUCCACGACAAAAUCCAAACACCCUUUAUCACGUAAUUGCACCAUCGACAAGUAAUGCAAGUCACCCACAUCGUGAAAUACGGUCCCUCCCAGUGGUACAAACCAGCUCUUCGAGAGGUAAUGACUUUUACUCCAUUUUUAAGCUUAAAGUAGUGCAAAUGGACUACAUAACACGAAUAUAUGGGUUUCAAUCAAGUGUCUGUAUGGUGACACACAUUGUGGCCAAUUAGCCUUUUCUCGCGGCCGAUUCUUCCGCCCAUUUGGGGGUGCUGCCUCUCCCUCGUUUGAGGGUCUCCACACCACGAAAUACAACUUUUUAUAGAAUUGUAGUUUUUUAUAUAAUGGUAUAAAUUUACAGUUUCAACUUUUAAAAAGUCGCUUUUCACGUUGUUUGAAUUGUCUAGAAUCAUUCACGAGGGCAGACAGUACCCCCACAAACUUUAGCUUUCGAAUUUUAGCCUUCGUGAGACAUGAUACUAAAUGUUUCUAAAUGUUUCUAUAUUAUACAUUUUUCAAAAUUAUACUAAAUGUUUCCAUAUUAUACAUGCAUGUAUGUUCUGCCAAAGACAAGGUCAAUCUAAUCACCCUGGUGACUGUCUUUCUUUUUAGACUUUAUCAUCAUUAUCUGCUCUACCCCACUUAAUUAGUAAAACCGGUUAGGGUGGGAUAAACGCAAUUUUAGGUCUUUCAGUAUAAAAUUCAUGGUUUUGCCUAAGAUUGUAAUGAUGACUUGUAUCUUUUGCUGUAGGUAUCCUCUCUCAUAUUCCAGGACAGGUUCAUGAAGAGAGUCAGAGGUUCUACCCAAUAGAUCAUGCAGUAUUACCAGCCUACCAGUACCGACAUCUCAUUCCCCUGCCUUGGCAGUAUCAACACGUGUCUGAGACAACACGUUCAAAUCACAACGUGUAUCCAAAUUCUAGAAGCAAAGCACCCCCAAACACUUCAAAUACGAAAAGUUAA